CAUGUUUGUUUGUCCUAAAAGAUAUUUGUUUGUAAUUUAUACACGCUGUCUGUUCGUAAAUAUCAAGUAGCCUGUGUUAAAAAAAACGACAGACCCUUGCUCCCGACCCGGGAUAUUUUAAUCAGGCACAAUGAGAGCAAUGUAUUAGCUAAUUACUUUGCAGCGCACAAUGGCGUAGAUGUUUUAAACCAGGCGUGGAAUACGAAUGAACAUGUCAAUAAUCUGUAUAAAGUUUGCGUAGAUUGUCUACUUAACUUUGCAACAUGAAAGUAUAGAUGUGGUCAUGUUUGCCCUGGUCUUCGCCUUGGGAUCGGGUAGCCUACAUUUCAGUCCCGGAGCAAACAAAAAUGACAGCUAUGUAGCGCUGGCUAUUCCCGAUGAUGUGCAAAAGGCGAGAAACUUGUGAGCUGAGUAAGGUGAUGGAUUGUACAAAUCAUCGUUGGGUGACCAGUUCUACCAGGAGGCCAUUGAGCACUGCCGCAGCUACAAUGCGCGCCUGUGUGCGGAGCGGAGCGUGAGGCUGCCCUUCCUGGACUCCCAGACGGGCGUGGCCCAGAACAACUGCUACAUCUGGAUGGAGCGACACCAUCGGGGGCCUGGGAUGACUGCAGGGCAGAUGUACACUUACCCGGCUCGUUGCUGGAGGAAGAAGAGGAGGCUUCACACCUCUAUGGACCCGCGGCUUCGCCUGUGUGGGCUGCAGCUCGAUGGAGGGCUGUCUGCCAGGGAGUCUCUGCCAUCCCAGGGAACCACUCUGGAGGCGCUGCUGAGGGGGGAUGCCCUGGACAAGAGGGGCCGAGAUGAGGAGAGCCUGCUGGAGAUCCAGAGGGUUCUAGAAGCCGACGCACAGGAGGACGGUUACCAUGACGACGACGACUUUGAAGUGGACACGCCGAAGCGGAAACACAGAGGCAAAGGCAGGGGUCGAGGGUCAGGCCGGCGAAGGAAUGAUGCCAACGCGAUGGACGAUCAGGACAAGCCAUACGUCUGUGACAUUUGUGGGAAGCGCUAUAGGAACCGCACAGGGUUGAGCUAUCACUACGGCCACGCCCACUUAGAGCAGGAGGGACCAGGGGAGAAGGACUCGGAACCGUCACAGUCUCCGCCCACUCAUCGCCCCCGGAAACACCCAAAAGGCCCUGAUGGGAGACUGGUUGCCAAUAGCAACCACUGCAGUGCGUGCCUGGGGAAAUCAGCCUCCAGCAGGAGGACCAGCAAGUCAGGAGGCCCGGCGCCCUGCUCCAAGUGUGGUCGAUCAGCAGGUGGUGCUGUGGAGAAGGAGGCGGCGCGGCCUGUCGUCGGUGCGGAGGAGCUCUUUGGCUCCACGUCUGAGAGCGACACCUCCACCUUCCUCGGCUUCGAGGAGGACGACCUCGACGAAGAGCGCACGACCAACGGCAGCGAGACUUCUGCGCAGUGCAGAUAGAGAGCACACACUCAUGCAAAAAAAUAUACCACACAUACACACACACACACACACACACCCCCACACACACACACACAGCAAACACAACAUGACUUUCUCAAACCAGAGACACUUUUAACAAACUCUCCAGUUAAAAAAAAAAAAAGAAGAAGAAAAAUGAAAAAUGAAAAAAAAAAAAACCUGCUGCUUUUUAAUUGUCAUCCUGGCCGUUGUUUUUGCAGAAAGCACAAGUAAUGAUUUCAGAGAAGAAAUGCAAGUGUUGUUUUAUGAUUACUGGAAACUUUAAGCCUUUUUGAAUAAGUUAUAAACUUGUUUUUUUAUUAUUGUUAUUUAAAUAAGGAGAGUGUGGAGCUGACAGGCUGAGUAUCCUAAUGAAGGCGCCACUCUUCAAGUGAAACAAAGGAACCGUUGUCUGUUGGGAUGCUUUUUUCCCUGUAGGACAAAUUUCAACUUGUUUUUGCAAACAAAAACACUGGAACAUGUGGAUUUCAUUUUAUAGUGUUUCUGGGAUAAUUUGCCAGCUAAAUGAAAUUUUAAAAAAAUUAUAAAUAAUAAACUAUUGUGGUAAGAAGAAGAAGAAGAAGUCAGAAGGAACUUCUGCUGUAAGUUGACUUGGAAAUGCCUGUGGUAUGAAGAGUGAGGAAGACAUGACUCGACUGUUUUGGAUUACCGGGCUUCGACCAUGAGAGGGUCAAGAAGUUGACAACAUCCAGUCCGACGGGGUUUUGCAUUGACAUUUGGGGGAGGGUCAAGACUGUGAUGGCCUACAGCUGUGAAGGACGGAGUGCUGUGGUGUGGGGCUCAAUCAUCCUGCCCUCUGAUUGGACAGACCAGCCCGGACCCCUGCAAACACACACAGACCCCCCUCAGACUCCUCCAGACACACACAGAUCCCUAUUCACCCCCGCCAGACAUACAAAUCCCCAUCCACUCCCUGGACACCAGAGGCCCACUCACUGAACUCAAGGGCACCUGCAAGUGAUUUGAUUUGAAGUUUUGUCUCUUUUUUUUUUUCUGUUCUUUUUUUUCCUGCUGAAGCUUUUCUGACUGGAGUUCAGAGCAGCCCCUGUCUCCGCGUCCCCUGCGUGGAGGACUGGUGUGGACCAAUCAGAGCAGCCCGUGUCUUCGUGUCCCCGGUGUGGAGGACUGGUGUGGACCAAUCAGAGCAGCCCGUGUCUUCGUGUCCCCCCUUGUAGAGGACUGGUGUGGACCGAUCGGGCCUCACACACGUGUCAGAAACAAUGGACUUGACCCUUAACCCUUAACCCUCCUCUUUCAAGGAAAAAAAAAAAGAAGAAGAAAACGACAUGAAGGAUAGAAAUGAAAUCGAACUGAUUUGUAUUUAACGAGUGUCACCGCUUUCCUCCCGAAGCCCUUGUGUUUUUCUUUCUUGUUUUGUCUACCUAAAAAUCUGCUUUGCUUACUAUUAUUGUAGGUGUCUUUGCACAUAAGACUAGUGGCCAUCGAAGGAUUAAAAGCCAGAUGUUUUUUUUUUUAAAAGCAAACAAACAAACACACACACACACACACCAGACUUGAACCCUUGUCUAUGCAUGAGAAACUCAACGGAAUCAGCCUGGGCAAGCGUGGUCUGGCUACACUGUUAUUGUAUCGCCACUGAACUGCUGCGGUCACCUGAGGCUGGCUAAGGGUCCUUGACCAAACUAAUGAGGAAUCAUUUAAUCAGCUAACAGAAUCCCCUGGCUGUGUUUUUCUAAUGGUUCCCAUUCCCAAAGGAUGGAGGCUCGCAAACUAAGGACACGUGCAGGUGCUCAGUACCAAGGCGUUUGCUGAUGGUGUUGGGGUGGAGGGUUUACUGUUGGGUGGCUCUGGAGCUAUGCUCUGGCUGUGCAGGCCGCUAAGCUAGGCUAGGCUAAGCUAAGCUAGCACUUAUGCAGGCUGCUACGCUCAGCUAGGCUAAGCUAGCGCUAAUGCAGGCUGCUAGGCUAAGCUAGCUCUAAUGCAGGCUGCUAGGCUAAGCUAGCGCUAAUGCAGGCUGCUAGGUUCAGCUAGGCUAAGCUAGCUCUAAUGUGAAGUGACACAUCAACGUCAUUAAGUUCAUCACUGUGCUUCGACUAGGACGCUCAUAGGAAACAAAGUGACAGCCAUAACUGAAAACCCAACUGGAUCAGUCUCUCGCUCACUGACAGACACACACACAAACAGACACACACACACACACACACACACACACCCUCUCCACUGCAUCACUCA
Messenger RNA from Clupea harengus (Atlantic herring), 3640 nucleotides. Its product is annotated as zinc finger protein DPF3-like. Gene Ontology annotation, cellular component: nucleus. The record is from RefSeq and is a predicted model, not a curated record. The transcript has 10 exons. Bases 575 to 1426 code for a protein of 283 amino acids. Lineage: Eukaryota; Metazoa; Chordata; Actinopteri; Clupeiformes; Clupeidae.